AUGCCGAGAUCAAGGGCAAGUGGUGUAUCUGCUGAUGAUUCAGAUGUCCCUGAAAAGUCUGCUGAGCCUGAAGAGCAGGUUGACCUUGAUGGUGACAAUGAAGGCGAGGAGACAAUGGAAGAAGAAGUUGAGUAUGAAGAAGUAGAGGAAGAAGAGGAAGUGGAAGAGAUAGAGGAAGAGGUGGAAGAGGAGGUAGAAGAGGAAGAAAAUGAAGAGGCUGCUGAUGAAGCAGAGUCACAAAAGGGCUCAGAUGGUGAAGAGGAGGAAGGUGAGGAAAGAAAACAUGCUGAGCUUCUUGCACUUCCUCCUCAUGGGUCAGAGGUGUAUCUUGGUGGCAUUCCCCAUGAUGCUUCUGAAGAGGAUUUGAAGGAAUUUUGUGAAUCUAUUGGAGAAGUAACAGAGGUAAGGAUAAUGAAGGGAAAAGACUCAAGCGAGUCAAAGGGUUAUGCUUUUGUGACUUUCAGAACAAAGGAGUUGGCUUCCAAGGCCAUUGAAGAGCUGAACAAUACGGAUUUUAAGGGUAGAAAGGUAAAGUGUUCAACAUCUCAAGCAAAUCAUAGAUUGUUUAUUGGCAAUGUUCCAAGAAACUGGGGAGAAGAAGAUAUGAAGAAGGCUGUAAAAAAGAUUGGGCCGGGAGUUAAUUCAGUGGAGUUGUUGAAGGACCCACAGAACCCGAGCCGGAAUCGUGGAUUUGCUUUCAUUGAGUAUUAUAACCAUGCAUGUGCAGAAUACUCAAGAAAAAUGAUGUCUAAUCCAGAAUUUAAGCUAGAUGAUAAUGCUCCAACUGUGAGCUGGGCGGAUCCCAAAAAUGCUGGAUCUUCUGCUGCUUCUCAGGUCAAGGCAGUGUAUGUCAAGAAUUUACCAGAAGACAUUAAUCAGGAUAGUCUAAGGCAGCUGUUUGAGCAUCAUGGAAAAGUUACAAAAGUAGUUCUUCCACCUGCAAAACCAGGACAUGAAAAGAGCAGAUUUGGUUUUGUGCAUUUUGCAGAGAGGUCAAGUGCCAUGAAGGCAUUAAAGAACACUGAAAAAUAUGAAAUUGAUGGUCAAGUUUUAGAUUGUUCCCUUGCAAAGCCUCAAGCAGAUCAGAAGUCUUCUGGUGGGCCAAAUUCACAGAAGUCAUCCUCGCAUUCAAGCUUUCCACCACGCAUUGGUUAUGGUUUAGUUGGGGGUGCAUAUGGUGCUCUUGGUGCAGGAUUUGGUGCUGCUGGGUUUGGACAACCAGUCAUCUAUGGUAGGGGACCGACUCCUGCUGGCAUGGCAAUGAUGCCAAUGCUUUUGCCUGAUGGAAGGAUUGGAUAUGUCCUCCAACAGCCUGGAAUGCAAACGCACAGCCCUCCACCACAGCCCCGGGGUGGCAGGGGUAGUGGUGCUGGGAGUUCAAGUGGUGGAAGACGUAGUAAUGAUAGUAGCCGUGGACGCAGCCGCUAUAACCCAUACUAA
This is a messenger RNA of Dovyalis caffra, 1440 nucleotides long. The record is from the annotation of a GenBank genome assembly. NCBI's taxonomy places the organism in Eukaryota, Viridiplantae, Streptophyta, Magnoliopsida, Malpighiales, Salicaceae.